Lodderomyces parapsilosis is the source of this 270-nucleotide messenger RNA. RefSeq names its product Ste18p (gene STE18). Lineage: Eukaryota; Fungi; Ascomycota; Pichiomycetes; Serinales; Debaryomycetaceae. Gene Ontology annotation, cellular component: heterotrimeric G-protein complex. Gene Ontology annotation, molecular function: G-protein beta-subunit binding. The coding region runs from base 1 to 270 and encodes 89 amino acids. Gene Ontology annotation, biological process: G protein-coupled receptor signaling pathway. The record is from RefSeq and is a predicted model, not a curated record. The transcript is spliced from 2 exons.
AUGAAUGAUCAAGCUGAGAAACAAAUACAGUUGAUUAAAUUGAAAAGAAUUCAGGAGUUAAACAAUCGACUCAAGGAGACAUUGAAGAGAGAAAGAAUACCAGCGUCGAAAGCUUGUGCCUUGAUUAUUGCUUACGUUGAAGAGACUCCUGAUUAUCUAAUCCCCUACAAUUGGAAGUUACCCAUCGAUCAAAAUAAAUUUGCAAAAUACAAGUCAUUUAAACAAACACGUCAAGCUCAACAAAGUAUUGGAUGUUGUAUAAUUAUGUAA